CAACGUGGACCUCGUGCGUGGAGUGUCCGCUUGCAUUCGCCAGCCCUGCUGGAGUAGGAGGGGACUGUGCGCACGCGCACUUCCGCUCAACCGAGAGCAGCGAACCCCGUGCCGACAUUUCAGACGAACGAAGAGCGAGCGCUCAGGAAAGUUUCUCACAUUCCCGUGAUCACGGACACACGCGGACACACGGACAGACAGACACAGAGACGCGGGAAAGACAGCGUGGUCUUCACCAACAAGCGGCAUUCAGAGAUUCUCGGCAAGAAGAGAAGAGAAGAGAAAAUAAGAGAGAGGAGCUGUCCUGACCGCGAGACCCAGUUAAACACUCCAGUCCGUGGUCCAUUCCAGUGUGCCCAGCUCUCAGCUCCUGACUCCACCACCUCCUCUGUGUGUGUGUGUGUGUGAGACCUCCCCAGUGUGUGUUAGUGAGUGUGUGUCUGCUCCCUCCUCCUCCUCCUCCUCCUCCUCCUCCUCGUCCUCCUCUUCCUCCUCCUCCUCGUCGCUGCGAUGCCGGUGGCUCCGGGCGGGCCUGUGGGCUAUACGCCCCCCGAGGGCGGCUGGGGGUGGGCGGUGGUGGCCGGGGCCUUCAUCUCCAUCGGGUUCUCCUACGCUUUCGCCAAGUCCAUCACCGUCUUCUUCAAGGAGAUCGAGGUCAUCUUCAACGCCACCAGUAGCCAAGUCUCAUGGAUCUCAUCCAUCAUGCUGGCCUGCAUGUACGGAGGAGGGCCAAUUAGCUCUAUCCUGGUGAACAAGUUUGGCAGUCGGCCCGUGAUGAUCUGUGGGGGCAUCAUGUCGGGGUGCGGCCUGGUGGCAGCCUCCUUCGUAAACAGCGUGGAGGCACUUUACUUCUGUGUGGGCGUCAUCGGAGGUCUGGGCUUGUCGUUCAACCUUAACCCCGCCCUCACCAUGAUUGGCAAGUACUUCUACAAGCGUCGUCCAAUCGCCAACGGGAUCGCCAUGGCCGGUAGCCCGGUCUUCCUGUCCACGCUCUCGCCACUCAACACCUGGCUCUUCGACCAGUUCGGCUGGAGGGGCAGUUUCCUGAUCCUGGGGGGGCUGCUCCUCAACUGCUGUGUCGCCGGAUCCCUGAUGAGGCCCAUCGGACCCCCCCCAGCACCCAAGGCGGAGCCCAAGUUGGAGCUGACGGAGGAUGGGACUCCAAGGAAACAGAAGCGUUCCUGCAUGGAGGUGGUCAACAGCUUCCUGGACCUCACGCUGUUUAAGCAUCGCGGGUUCCUGCUGUACCUCAUGGGAAAUGUAGUCAUGUUCUUCGGCCUCUUCUCGCCACUCAUCUUCCUCAGCAACUAUGGCAAGGACUCUGGUAUCUCCAAGGAGAAGGCCUCUCUGCUGCUCUCUGUGCUGGCCUUUACUGACAUGUUCGCACGACCUGCUAUGGGGCUGGUAGCCAACACCAAGUGGAUAAGGCCGCGUAUCCAGUAUUUCUUCGCGGUGUCGGUGGCCUACAACGGCGUGUGCCAUAUCCUGGCCCCGAUGAGCACCGACUUCGUGGGCUUCGCCAUCUACGCCGGCUUCUUCGGAAUCGCGUUCGGCUGGCUGAGUUCCGUCCUGUUCGAGACGCUCAUGGACCUGGUCGGGACGCAGAGGUUCUCCAGCGCCGUCGGACUCGUGACCAUCGUGGAGUGCGGACCGGUACUGCUGGGACCCCCACUACUGGGUAAGCUAAAGGACAUAUAUGGUACCUACCAGUACACCUACCAGGCGUGCUUAUCGUGUGUGUGUGUGUGUGUGUGUGUGUGUGUGUGUGUGUGUGUGUGUGUGUGUGUGUGUGUGUGUGUGUGUGUGUGUGUGUGUGUGUGUGUGUGUGUGUGUGUGUCUAGGUAAGCUAAAGGAUAUUUA
Messenger RNA from Engraulis encrasicolus (European anchovy), 1860 nucleotides. RefSeq names its product solute carrier family 16 member 1b (gene slc16a1b). The record is from RefSeq and is a predicted model, not a curated record. Gene Ontology annotation, cellular component: plasma membrane. The transcript is spliced from 11 exons. Gene Ontology annotation, biological process: transmembrane transport; monocarboxylic acid transport. Gene Ontology annotation, molecular function: monocarboxylic acid transmembrane transporter activity. Lineage: Eukaryota; Metazoa; Chordata; Actinopteri; Clupeiformes; Engraulidae. The coding region runs from base 511 to 1845 and encodes 444 amino acids.